AUGGAUGCUGAUGCGGACGAGCUCAUCGACCAAACGGACUGGGUGGCAUUUUGGGAGAUGUUGGAAUCGGCGUGGUUUAACCCACUUCAGAUUUUGUUUCCCACAGCCAGCAGCUCGACGUCGGAGUUGCAGAGAGUCGCCAGUCAGGCGCCCGGCCACUUAAUCUGGCUGGUCAAGCGUUUUACAAUCCCCGGGGAGCUUCUUUGGAUCCUUGAUCUAUCCGUCUUCGUCCAGACUACGGCAGAGAGCAGGCGCAGCUUUUUGGAGAGGCGGCUUUGGCAGUACCGAGAGCAACCCUUCAUUCAGUCGACGAUAACUUGGCUCGAUUGCUGUAUAAGCAACACGCAGCACCGCAACGAUUAUUUCUUUCUAGCACCGCUUGUGGACAGUUCCAAUGAUUAA
Molecule: messenger RNA, 402 nt
Organism: Peronospora matthiolae
Lineage: Eukaryota; Oomycota; Peronosporomycetes; Peronosporales; Peronosporaceae
Source: the annotation of a GenBank genome assembly